CAGCUCUCCGGUGCUCGUGGCUGCGCGGCCGGCGGGGGCUCGCCGGUGCAUGGGCGGGGAGGCCCCGCCGGGCCACCGCCGGCCAUGAGAUGAGCAGAGCACGGCGCCCUGCCUAGAGCCUUUCCGGGGCCGCCGCGGCCAUGGCAUCAGAAGAGGCCUCGCUGCGGGCUCUGGAGAGUUUGAUGACGGAGUUUUUCCACAAUUGCACAACAAAUGAGCGGAAACGUGAGAUAGAGGAGCUUUUAAAUAACUUUGCCCAGCAGAUAGGAGCCUGGAGAUUCUGCCUGUACUUCCUGUCCAGUACAAGGAAUGAUUAUGUGAUGAUGUACAGCCUGACAGUGUUUGAGAACCUGAUCAAUAAAAUGUGGCUGGGGGUCCCAUCCCAGGACAAGAUGGAGAUCAGGAGCUGCCUGCCCAAGCUGCUGCUGGCUCACCACAAAACUCUGCCUUACUUCAUCAGGAACAAGCUCUGCAAAGUCAUCGUGGACAUCGGCCGCCAAGACUGGCCCAUGUUCUACCACGACUUCUUCACCAACAUCCUGCAGCUGAUCCAGUCUCCUGUGACCACUCCCCUGGGGCUGAUCAUGCUGAAAACCACCUCGGAGGAGCUGGCGUGUCCCCGCGAGGACCUGAGCGUGGCGCGCAAGGAGGAGCUGCGCAAGCUGCUCCUGGACCAGGUGCAGACAGUGCUGGGGCUCCUCACAGGUAUUUUGGAGAGCAUCUGGGAUAAGCACAGUGCUACUGCUGCCACUCCACCACCAUCCCCGACCUCAGGAGAAAGUGGUGACCUCUUGAGUAGCCUCUUGCAGAGCCCCAGCGCGGCCAAACUGCUGAACCAGCCCAUCCCCAUCCUGGACACAGACAGUGAAUACAUCUGCUCCCUGGCACUGGAGUGCCUGGCACACCUCUUCAGCUGGAUCCCUUUAUCCACGAGCAUCACCCCGUCCCUGCUCACCACCAUCUUCCACUUCGCGCGCUUCGGCUGCGACACCCGCGCCCGCAAAAUGUGCUCGGUGAACGGCAGCAGCCACAACUCACUGCUGGGGCAGGAGCGGGGCCGGCUGGGCGUGCUGGCCAUGGCCUGCAUCAACGAACUCAUGUCCAAGAACUGUGUGCCUAUGGAGUUUGAGGAGUACCUGCUCCGCAUGUUCCAGCAGACUUUCUACCUCCUGCAGAAGAUCACCAGGGAGAACAACGCGCACACGGUGAAGAGCCGGCUCGAGGAGCUGGAUGAGAGCUACAUUGAGAAGUUCACAGAUUUCCUCCGUCUCUUUGUGAGCGUCCACCUACGAAGGAUCGAAUCCUACUCCCAGUUCCCUGUGGUUGAAUUCCUGGCCCUGUUGUUCAAAUACACUUUUCAUCAGCCUACACAUGAAGGUUACUUUUCUUGCUUGGACAUCUGGACACUCUUCUUGGACUAUCUGACCAGCAAAAUCAAAAGUCGCCUGGCAGACAAAGAAGCAGUGCUCAACAGGUACGAAGAUGCUUUGGUUCUGUUGCUGACAGAGGUGUUGAACCGGAUCCAGUUCAGGUAUAACCAGGCACAGCUGGAGGAGCUGGAUGACGAGACCCUGGAUGAUGAUCAGCAGACGGAGUGGCAGCGGUACUUGCGCCAGAGCUUGGAAGUGGUGGCCAAAGUCAUGGAGCUGCUGCCAACUCACGCCUUCUCCACCCUCUUUCCUGUUCUGCAGGAUAACCUGGAAGUGUAUCUGGGGCUCCAGCAGUUCGUGGUCACUUCAGGAACAGGUCACAGGUUGAACAUCACAGCAGAGAAUGACUGCAGGAGGCUGCACUGCUCCCUGAGGGACCUGAGCUCGCUGCUGCAGGCCGUGGGCCGCCUGGCCGAGUACUUCACCGGGGACGUGUUCGCAGCCAGGUUCAACGACGCCCUCACCGUGGUGGAGAGGUUGGUAAAAGUGACGUUGUAUGGAUCCCAAAUCAAACUGUACAACAUCGAAACAGCCGUUCCCUCGGUGCUGAAACCUGACCUCAUCGAUGUGCAUGCCCAGUCCCUGGCAGCCCUGCAGGCCUACGCUCACUGGCUGGCCCAGUUCUACAGCGAGGUGCACCGGCAGAACCCCGAGCAGUUCAUCUCCCUGGUGUCCACGGCGCUGGAGGCCAUCACCCCCCUCAUCAGCUCCAAGGUUCAGGAGAAGCUGCUGCUGUCUGCGUGCCACCUGCUGGUGUCCCUGGCCACCACGGUGCGCCCAGUGUUCCUGAUCAGCAUCCCAGCCGUGCAGAAAGUGUUCAACAGGAUCACUGACACCUCUGCCCAGCGCCUCCCCGACAAGGCCCAGGUGUUGGUGUGCAGGGCUCUGUCCAACGUGCUGCUGCUGCCCUGGCCCAACCUGCCCGAGAGCGAGCAGCAGUGGGCCGUGCGCUCCACCAACCACGCCAGCCUCGUGUCCGCCCUCACCAGGGACUACCGCCAGCUCAAGGCCACGGCCAGCCUGCCCCAGAGGAAGGUGCAGCUGGAGGACACCAAAGUGAUCAUCCACCAGACACUGAGCGUUCUGGAAGAUAUUGUAGAAAGUGUCUCUGGAGAAUCCACCAAGUCCCGGCAGAUCUGUUAUCAGUCGCUGCAAGAAUCCGUGCAGGUCUCACUAGCCCUCUUCCCAGCUUUCAUUCAUCAGUCAGAUGUGACAGAUGAGAUGCUGAGCUUCUUCCUCACCCUAUUCCAAGGCCUGAGGGUGCAGAUGGGAGUGCCUUUCACUGAGCAGAUCAUACAGACCUUCCUGAACAUGUUCACCAGGGAGCAGCUGGCAGAGAGCAUCCUGCACGAGGGCAGCACGGGCUGCCGGGUGGUGGAGAAGUUCCUGAAGAUCCUGCAGGUGGUGGUGCAGGAGCCAGGCCAGGUGUUCAAACCCUUCCUGCCCAGUGUGAUCUCGCUGUGCAUGGAGCAGGUGUAUCCCAUCAUUGCAGAGCGCUCAUCCCCUGAUGUGAAGGCAGAGCUGUUUGAGCUGCUCUUCCGGGUCCUGCACCACAACUGGAGGUACUUCUUCAAAUCCAGUGUGCUGGCCAGUGUCCAGAGGGGAGUGGCAGAGGAGCAGAUGGAGAAUGAAGCCCAGUUCAGUGCCAUCAUGCAGGCAUUUGGCCAGUCUUUCCUGCAGCCUGACAUUCACCUGUUCAAACAGAACCUCUUCUACCUGGAGACACUGAACACGAAGCAGAAGCUGUACCACAAGAAGAUCUUCAGGACCACGAUGCUGUUCCAGUUUGUGAACGUGCUGCUGCAGGUGCUGGUGCACAAAUCCCAUGACCUGCUGCAGGAGGAGAUCGGCAUCGCCACCUACAACAUGGCCUCGGUGGACUUCGACGGCUUCUACUCCGCCUUCCUGCCCGAGUUCCUGGCCAGCUGUGACGGCGUGGACUCCAACCAGAAGAACGUGCUGGGGAGGAAUUUCAAAAUGGACAGGGACCUGCCCUCGUUCACACAGAACGUGCACAGGCUGGUGAACGACCUGCGCUAUUACAGACUGUGCAACGACAGCCUGCCCCCGGGCACUGUGAAGUUAUAGUGACUGCCCUGGACUCCUCCCUUCCGCAGGGAACAGCUCCGUGUUUCGGUUUGCCAGCUCCCCCUCUCCUCCCGGGCCUUCCUGCCCUGGAUCCACCGCUCUCCACCGCUUCCCUUGAGCUCUCCCUGCCCGAGCCCGGAGCCAGCAGGAUGUGUCUUAAUGCCCAUCCCCGGGGCACCCCGACUCUUGGGAAAUCCCUCUCCCGGGGCUUUCCCUCGGCUCCUGUAGCACUUUGUUGCAUCUGGAGGUGUCUGGAGAGAUCAUGUCCGUAUCAAACACGAGGCAGAAGCGCCAAAGACCACUUGAGACAUUCGUACCUUCGUGUCAUUCCACCUUCCUGCCCCGCCCAGCUCUCGGAGGAGGCUCCUGACCUGGGACUGGUUUGGCACUUCUGUCACUCCCUUUGUUUUUAAAUUGCCUUGAAAAGCUCCCCGAUGUUUGCGGGGAUUUAGAGACUUUUUUGGGUUUUUUUUUAAACGUUUUCUCAUCAUUCCAUUGUGAUACUAAAACAACAUGCUUAAUGGGAAUAAAGUGCUUACUUUGUUGUUUUAAAUAACUUGGGGCUGGGUUAGUUUCCCUCUUAAGUCAUUCUGUAAAUGAACAGGUGGUGAUCCACAGCUUUUCCCAGGAUCAGGAAUGAGGAGCAGCCAGCAAGGAUCCCAACAAGUCCAGCAGCUCCUGGAAGGUGCAGAUCAGUGGUGGCUUCUUCUUCUGCUGUCUCCUCGUUGAGUUUUCUGUCACAUGCUGUGGUGAUGCAUUCAUUCCCUCCAGCACUCUUGUCUGAAUCAUCGACCAUGAAGUGCCUGCAGGAAGGAAUUCCCCAUUCCCAGGGAGCCUGGAGCUCAAAUUCACCCUCUGACCAGUGCCCCAGUAGUGGCACCUGUCUGGUAAAAUCCCAGACACCAGUCAGGCAGGACCAGAUUGUGUGGGGUUUGUGGAUCUCUGAUUGUGAAACUGGGAAGGAUUUCUUUUCCCUGA
Molecule: messenger RNA, 4496 nt
Organism: Parus major (Great Tit)
Lineage: Eukaryota; Metazoa; Chordata; Aves; Passeriformes; Paridae
Gene: XPO6
Product: exportin 6
Exons: 24
Coding region: 141-3518 (1125 amino acids)
Biological process (GO): protein export from nucleus
Molecular function (GO): nuclear export signal receptor activity; small GTPase binding
Source: RefSeq, a predicted model, not a curated record